CGUUGGUGUUGUUCUUGCUGAUGUCGUGCUGCGCGGUUGUUGUGAAUAAGCUGCAGGAGCUCAUCAUAGUCUUGUUUGUCGAGUGUUAGCCGAGUGGGCGUUCGGGAGAGCAUCGUUGAGGGGUGGAAUUUGUCAAAAGAAUGAGGUUUUGCCACCUGCCUGUAAAUCCCACAGCUAAGCACUCGCGUAGAGGGGGUGGUCAGCCAUCCGAGAUAGCUCUGCCGGCAUCAAGCAAUUAUACCAUCUCUCAUCGCCCGCCUUUUCUCGCGCGUUUACCUCAACGUCGCUUCCAUAUCCUGUUGAGUUCGUUAGACUAGUGACAGUUUACAGCCUUCAUCCUAUUCGGAAUGGCGGACCCCAGGAUUACUUCCCAGGAAGCCGCUGCGAUUCAUGCGGCAGCGGUUACGCGCAAUUAUGUCGUCCAGCCGCGCUUGGAUUAUCGUACAGUCGCAGGUGUCAAUGGACCGCUUGUCAUUUUGGACAACGUAAAGUUUGCAAAGUUUUCGGAAAUCGUGGAGCUUACUCUUCCCGACGGAUCGAAGCGCUCGGGUCAGGUCUUGGAAGUCCAGGGAAAACGCGCUAUCGUCCAGGUCUUUGAAGGAACAUCCGGCGUCGAUGCGAACGCUACUCGAGUUGAGUUCACUGGAGACACGUUGAAGAUUCCAGUGUCCGAAGACAUGUUGGGACGAGUGUUCAACGGAUCCGGUAAAGGCAUUGACAGGGGACCCAAAGUCUUUGCUGAGGAAUACUUGGAUAUCCAAGGUCAGCCCAUCAAUCCAUUCUCUCGUAUCUACCCGGAGGAGAUGAUUCAGACCGGAAUCUCUGCUAUUGAUACAAUGAAUUCCAUUGCCCGUGGACAGAAGAUUCCUAUCUUUUCUGCGGCUGGUUUGCCUCAUAACGAGAUUGCGGCGCAAAUCUGUCGACAAGCUGGCUUGGUCAAGCGCAUUGACAAGGGAGUUUUGGAUGGCCACGAAGACAACUUUGCGAUCGUAUUUGGUGCUAUGGGUGUAAACUUGGAAACUGCUCGUUUCUUCAAACAAGAUUUCGAAGAGAAUGGUUCUUUGGAGCGUGUGACCCUGUUCUUGAACUUGGCGAAUGAUCCUACGAUCGAGCGUAUUAUUACUCCCCGUCUUGCCCUUACAACGGCGGAAUACUACGCAUACCAGCUCGAGAAGCACGUACUUGUCAUUCUCACUGACAUGAGUUCUUACGCUGAUGCCUUGCGUGAGGUAUCUGCUGCUCGUGAAGAAGUACCUGGUCGCCGUGGUUAUCCCGGUUACAUGUACACGGAUUUAUCUACGAUUUAUGAGCGAGCUGGCCGUGUGGCUGGACGUAAUGGGUCUAUUACCCAAAUUCCUAUUUUGACGAUGCCGAACGAUGAUAUCACCCACCCCAUUCCCGAUUUGACGGGAUACAUUACUGAAGGACAAAUCUUCAUUGAUCGUCAACUUCACAACCGUCAGAUAUACCCACCAAUAAACGUAUUGCCGUCACUCUCCCGAUUGAUGAAGAGCGCCAUUGGCGAAAAGCUUACGCGAAAAGAUCACGGAGAUGUUUCCAACCAACUGUACGCGAAAUAUGCCAUCGGUCGUGAUGCUGCAGCCAUGAAAGCUGUCGUAGGAGAGGAAGCCUUGAACCAAGAAGACAAAUUGUCGUUGGAGUUCCUUGAAAAGUUUGAGAAAUCGUUCAUUGCCCAAGGAUACUAUGAAGGACGCACUAUAUUCGAAUCUUUAGACCUUGCGUGGUCCCUCUUGCGUAUCUUCCCCAAGGAAAUGUUGAACCGAAUCCCACAGAAGAUUCUGACUGAAUAUUAUCAGCGGGCGAAGGCCACUAGGGCAGGUGCCGCUGCAUCUGAGCCUGCUUCAUCGCAGUCACAAGCUUAGAGGUUUAGUGACACGCGGUAGAAGCUUUCUUUAUGUCCUUGAAUAACAUGUCGCGUGUUCUUAUGCUAUUCACCCACGGCCGUCCACUGCAAGCUCUUUACACAAUGCAUGUUUCUCAAUGUUUUGCUGGAGAUAUUAUAGUUACACGUGUUUGCCGUUAAAUAAUUGGUGACUAUGUGCAAAGGUGAUGAUCUAUCCUAAUGGUUUGUAUCCUGAAAGAAAUUUUGCUGGAC
Molecule: messenger RNA, 2116 nt
Organism: Spizellomyces punctatus DAOM BR117
Lineage: Eukaryota; Fungi; Chytridiomycota; Chytridiomycetes; Spizellomycetales; Spizellomycetaceae
Product: V-type proton ATPase subunit B
Exons: 11
Coding region: 348-1883 (511 amino acids)
Biological process (GO): ATP metabolic process; proton transmembrane transport
Cellular component (GO): proton-transporting V-type ATPase, V1 domain
Molecular function (GO): ATP binding; proton-transporting ATPase activity, rotational mechanism
Source: RefSeq, a predicted model, not a curated record